Molecule: messenger RNA, 1078 nt
Organism: Eremomyces bilateralis CBS 781.70
Lineage: Eukaryota; Fungi; Ascomycota; Dothideomycetes; Eremomycetales; Eremomycetaceae
Exons: 1
Coding region: 135-857 (240 amino acids)
Source: RefSeq, a predicted model, not a curated record
ACAUGCUAUGAGCUGAGAUAUUAAAUAUCGACUCUAUGAACUGUGGCCAUACUCUGUCAUAACUCUAUCCUGAAGCACAAAGCAUCCUGAAACACCCACAUGCACGCCCAUCACACACCUCAACACACCUCGAAAUGGCAUUUCUUAACUUUGCCAAGGCCUUUAUUGGUCGCAUCCUCUCCCGGAACAAAGUUCCACGAACCAAGGAGCAGAAAGAAGUUGUUUCACUCCAAAACUUUCUCUUCUGCAUCCUUGCCGUCGACUACAACGUGCACAACAACAUCAAAGCACGAGUCGACGUCCAGGACUGCCACAGAUACCGCUCUUUUUCUCAAAAAUGGAGCGUCCUCAAAUCGGCUACCCUUGAAGGCAAAGCCAAAAACAAAGACCUCGCGAGGGCUCGCAAAGAGUUCCUCAAAAUCAUCUACCGUCCGGCGACUGCACUGGGAAUCAACCCAGCAAACAUCAUCACCCGCCUCCUGAACUACGACACCAUCACAUCCCACUAUGGGGAGUACCAGAGUUGUAAUGAGGUGUAUAACAAGGUGCUCGGCGUCGUGGCGAGGGAUUCACAGGUGAGAAUGGAUCAAACGUGGGUUGCCAAAGUCGCACCCAACGAAAAUUCGGCCCAGAUUCUGGCCGAAGCGGUCGAGAAGCAGCUAGAUGAGUGCAGCAUCACAAGCGAGGCAGAGCUGCUGAUGACCCGUGUUCAACCGGGUAUGAACGCACUCCUGGUAAAGCAGAUGGUUCCGGAGGAUGGGAACCUGGCCGACGAGCGUGCCCCCAUGGAGAUGUGGAUGGACCACCAUGGACGGGAACUUCGGAGGUGGAUUGAGUGCAUCCCCCAUGAUUUCUGAGGACAUGGACGCACCCCACCCCAGCGCACCACCAAUCGGGUGCACACCCAAAGCUGGUGCACAGAUAUGUCGAGUGUACACACACACAAACCGAUGAGAGCAAUGCUCACUGGGGAGAAGUCUUGGCUCCCCCACACCACAAACGGCGUACACGGCCUGAGAGCACCGCAAGUCGGACACCUACACAAACCGAUGAGCAAUACUCACUGGGGAGGAGUGCC